AUGGCUAUGUCGAAGGCAGUCUCGGAACAAGAGCUUGAGGCGAAGGGAAGACAAGAAGCUCAAGAGAGGCACAGGCGUAAACUUGAAGCUGCAAAGUUCUUGAUCAAGCUUGAAUGGCCCUUGGACUCCAUUGAGGCUGUUGCACAGGCAGCCGGUAUCCCAUCACCUGAUGAGGGUGCUAUUUCUGGCCCCUGCUAUUUUCUCGAGAUCAAUGCUAUCAAUAAGGCCACCAUCGAAGCAUACCUCAAGACAAAUCCGAGCCUUACUGGCUUUUCUCCAACCUUCUCCCAUGGAACCCAGCAAGAAAGAGCUUUUCACCUCCCUCACUGCAUCCGACAUUGGGUAUCCAAUCAACGCUACCUCAUCACCGACUAG
Molecule: messenger RNA, 375 nt
Organism: Fusarium verticillioides 7600
Lineage: Eukaryota; Fungi; Ascomycota; Sordariomycetes; Hypocreales; Nectriaceae
Exons: 1
Coding region: 1-375 (124 amino acids)
Source: RefSeq, a predicted model, not a curated record